Molecule: messenger RNA, 2596 nt
Organism: Corticium candelabrum
Lineage: Eukaryota; Metazoa; Porifera; Homoscleromorpha; Homosclerophorida; Plakinidae
Product: gamma-aminobutyric acid type B receptor subunit 1-like
Exons: 16
Coding region: 9-2429 (806 amino acids)
Biological process (GO): gamma-aminobutyric acid signaling pathway; G protein-coupled receptor signaling pathway
Cellular component (GO): membrane; G protein-coupled receptor heterodimeric complex
Molecular function (GO): G protein-coupled GABA receptor activity
Source: RefSeq, a predicted model, not a curated record
GCAGUAACAUGUCUUGGCAGUGCAUGCAGAUGAUUGCUGUUACCUUCAUCGCACUGUCAUCUAUCGGAGCUGCCAUGUCGGCUAAUAAAACUCAACUUUUCGUCGGCGUCCUUUUACCGUCGGAAGUCAACGAAUAUUUCUAUUCGAAUCUUUCCGUUCCAGCUGUCGAAAUGGCGACAGAUCACAUCAAUGAGGACAAAGACCUUCUGCCCAAUCAUGAAAUCGUUCUUUCAGUGAACGAUUCUCGAUGUGAUAUCGGUUUAGCAAGUUAUCAGAUGCACAGGCUCUUGACCGAAAACACGACAAAAAUUGCACUGUUGGCCGCCGGCUGUUCUCUUGUCACUCAGCCGAUAGCGCAUACAUCACAGUACUGGAAUGUCCCACAGUUAAAUUUUCUUUCAUCGUCACCUGCAUUGGAGAACAGAAAUGUGUACAGACAUUAUUAUCACCUUCUGCCAUCUGAAAAUGGACUGAAUCCUGGUCGAGCUGGACUGAUGAAGGAGCUUGGUUGGAAAAAGUCUAUCGUGCUGGUACAGCCAUCAGACAUCUUUGAUUUGAAUUCUAGAGAUCUUGUAAUUGAGAUGAAAGCAUACGGACUAAGCAGACCAGAAGUGCUACUUGUACCAGAUAAUACUGACUUUACAGAUAUAAUAGAACGAAUCAAGGAGCUGGAUGUUCGUAUUUUAAUAGGACUGCUUUAUGUGGAGAAAGCUCGUCAAAUCAUUUGUAAUUUUUGGAAUAGUGGUAUUGGAGCACCCACGUAUGUGUGGAUGUUACCUGGCUGGUACCAUGAUCGAGAUUGGUUUCUUCAAGCACACAACACCAAUUGUACUGAAAGCGAAAUGAUUGAAGCUGUAAACGGACAUUUUGAGUUUGACUUUGCUCAAAUAAGAUUAGACUAUGAGAACAAAAUCCUACUAACAAAUAAAACUGUGGCUGAUGUGGCUGCUGAAUUUCGACACCGUAUAAGUAUGCCAGCGAAUAUGCCAGUGAACAAGACAUUUAAGAGCUACAGUGCUUACGGAUAUGAUGCUAUGCUGUCCAUUGGUUUGUUGUUGGACAAAAUAGUAAGAAAUUACUCAGAGCAGGGAAUGUUGGACCGAAUCAAUGAUUUUAAUUAUGGUUACGAUGAUAUCGUGAAGCUGUCAAAUGAUUUCCUUUCAAGAAAAGACUUUCAGUUUGAGGGAUUGACUGGAGUUGUUCGAUUUUACAAUCUUCUAAGCGAAGAUCACGAAAAGAGAGAAGCUGAAGGCCACAUUUCUAUUAAUUAUGUUGAAGCAUCACCUAAUGGACGUACAACUCACUUUGUUGCGCAGUAUGACAACACGCAACGCAAAAUGACAUGGCUGAUGCCAAUUCCGUGGACUACAAAUGGAGGUGUUCAACCUGUUGAUUCUCGACCGAAGACAUUGGUGUACUCUAACCAAGGAGUUUUUGUAGCCAUUGUCGUUCUGACAGCCAUUGGAAUUACUUUAUUAGUCGGUCUACUUUUUUUCAACAUUAUUUGGAGACACCAUUGGGUGUUGAAGAAUGCAAUGAGAUUGGACGAUCUGGUUGUGCUUGCCGCCUUUGCCUCUUACACGAGCAUAAUUGUGUAUGGAUUCGACGGACAGUUUUAUACGUUCAGUGAUUCGUCGAUUGUUUGUUGCUAUUUGCGUUCAAUAUUUCUAUCUCUGAGCUGUACACUAUUUCUUGGAAGUUUACUGACAAGAACGAGUGCUAAAGCGUUGCAACGGUUUGUGGCAAGACAAUUCGAACAGUUACUUGUUCUGUGUUCGACCUUGACGUUUGGUUUGUUGUUAACAAUCGAUAUUUUGCUGUUGAUCUUGUGGUCAGCUAUUGAUCCUUGGAAGAAAGAGAUUUCAGUCUUGGAGGAUGACGGUAGAGCGAUAUACAUUCGUGAAAAAUGCUCCAGUGCUAAUACAUGGGCUUAUGCGUUUCUUUUCUAUAAGUUGAUUGUGGUGGUAGUGUGUGCAAUUGCGAUUGUUAUUCGUAUCAAAGUGGUGGGCAAGAAAUCGUCUGUUGGAUCUCCUUAUAUUGACUUGCUGAUGUGCUUCUUGACAUUUGGAUUGUGUUUGACUAUUUUUGCAUUUACAUUCAUUACUGAUCCCGGUGAACAGUAUGGACUUGUGUCAGUUGGUCUUCUUCUUCUGGUUACUGUACUUAUGUGUUUGUGGUUUAUCCCCAAAGUUCAUGCUAUUUUGACAGGAAAAAAGGAGGACACAGCAAAUGUGAAUAAGGACCAACAUGAUCCUGUUGUCUUGACAGAAGUAGAGAGAACUGAGUUGAGAGAACUGAGGUUGAGAAACACAGAACAAAGAGAUCUUUUGAAAAGUGUUAUCCUUGAGCUUCCUCAAAGUCCCACUGGACAACUCGCUGACAGUGUUCGUUCUAUCAUGGGAUACGUGCCUGGACAAAUGUUAUCGUAAGAAAUCUGUAUGGUCUGGAUAGUAGUGAAGGCAAUUGUCUGUUCUCCUGUAAUCAGCUACGAUUGUUAUAAUAAUCACAAGGACAGACAUGUUUCUGACAUUCUUGUAACUGCAGUUGUUUUUAGUAUGUUAUGUGUUGCAACUAAGAUUAUUGAAACUGUCAUAGU